GAUUGGUCAAUCGUCGGUGCCCGAUUUGUCCACAGACACCGGAUUGGUCCAGGGCCGAGACGCUCCGCACGCAGCGGCCCUCGGCUCCUCGCUCUGUCCUGCUGCGUUUGGCGGAGAGAGGAAGUGACCGAGCGGCCGCGGUGCGACCUGAGUGGCUCGUCCCCGCAUCCGUCACACGGAGCGGCUUCGGCGGACACAUUCAUUGGACGCUCCAGCCGUCUGACAACCGCACGUAACGUACAAUACAGCGCGGCGGCUCGAGGCUUAUUGGGCCUGCGCCGACAGAAAAAGAGGAGGUUCCCGAAUAGAGUCCUUUAUUUAUUUCUUUGUUUCCAGCGGGGAGAGAAAAAUAACAACAGCGACGCACGACCACAGCGACUUCAUUUAUCCAUUUGUUUUUGUCCGCGUACGCAAGAAAACUGGAUAAGACUACAGCGGUUGCUCGAAGGCCAAAGCCAAGAGGAGGAGGAUGAAGCGGCGCAAUGCGGACUGCAGCAAACUCCGACGGCCGUUGAAACGGAACCGAAUCACCGAGGGUAUUUACGGCAGUACCUUCCUGUACUUGAAGUUCCUGGUGGUGUGGGCACUGGUGCUAUUGGCAGACUUUGUACUAGAGUUCAGGUUCGAGUACCUCUGGCCAUUCUGGCUCUUCAUCCGGAGUGUCUACGACUCCUUUAGAUACCAGGGGCUGAUGCUGGAGAGAGGUGUCUGUCUGCCCACAGUGUCUCUAUGGAUACUGUUUGUGUACAUAGAGGCAGCCAUCAGAUUCAAAGACCUGAAGAACUUCCACGUGGACUUGUGUCGUCCGUUUGCUGCACACUGCAUUGGCUACCCAGUGGUCACGCUGGGCUUCGGCUUCAAGAGUUACGUAAGCUAUAAGAUGCGUCUCCGCAAGCAGAAGGAGGUGCAGAAGGAGAAUGAGUUUUACAUGCAGCUCCUGCAGCAGGCUCUGCCUCCAGAGCAACAGAUGCUUCAGAGGCAAGAGCGCGAAGCAGAAGAAGCAGCAAAAGGAAUAUCUGAAGUGGACACACCUCCAGUGUCACAGAACGGCGCCCCAGCCAAUAAAAAGAUAUCUGCACCACUGCCAGAACUAGAGUAUAAAGAAAAAGGGAAAGAGGGAAGGGGCGGCGGGGAGACUAAAAAGCAGCACAACAGCAACAGCAUCCUGCCAUCAUCAGUGGACACUAAACUCCAGGAGAUGGAGUAUAUGGAGAACCAUAUGAACAACAAGAGACUGGCCACAGAGCUGGGCAGUACAGAGAACCUGUUGCUCAAAGAGGACAACAAUUCAUCCUGCUCCUCCUCAUCCUCCUCCUCAUCCAAAAACUACAAAAACGCUAGCAGCAAUGCUGUAACACUCAACUCCUCGCCCCGCGGCCAUAGUUCUAGCAACGGCAGUGUUCCCUCCUCUGCACCAUCAUCCUCUUCUUCCUCGGGGAAGAACGAUAAGAAGAACAAGUUAUCGCUGGGAAAGGGGAUGUCGGGUGGCUCCCACAGGGAUCCCACGGACAACUGUAUCCCCAACAACCAGCUGAGCAAGCCAGAAGCCCUUGUUAGAUUGGAGCAGGAUGUUAAAAAGUUGAAGGCGGACCUGCAGGCCAGCCGGCAGGUAGAGCAGGACCUGCGCAGCCAGCUUGGCUCACUGGGCAGCGCCGAGCGCUCCAUACGCACUGAGCUGGGUCAACUGCGACAGGAGAAUGAGCUGCUGCAGAAUAAACUUCAUAAUGCUGUGCAGGCAAAGCAAAAGGACAAACAGGCCGUGGGCCAACUCGAGAAGCGGCUCAAAGCAGAGCAGGAAGCUCGAGCUACCGCUGAGAAACAACUCGCAGAGGAAAAGAAGCGAAAGAAGUUAGAGGAGGCCACAGCAGCCAGAGCAGUAGCACUAGCAGCAGCAUCCAGAGGGGAGUGCACAGACACACUGCGGCGGCGAAUCACUGAAUUAGAAACAGAGUGUAAGAAACUAACACUGGAUAUCAAGCUAAAGGAGGACCAGAUCCGAGAGCUUGAAUUGAAGGUGCAGGAGCUUCAUAAAUAUAAGGAGAAUGAAAAAGACACAGAGGUGUUGAUGUCAGCGCUGUCAGCCAUGCAGGACAAAACCCAGCACCUGGAGAACAGCCUGAGUGCAGAGACGAGGAUCAAACUGGACCUCUUCUCUGCACUGGGGGACGCCAAGAGACAGCUGGAGAUAGCACAAGGUCAAAUAAUGCAGAAAGACCAGGAGAUUAAAGACCUGAAGCAGAAGAUAGCUGAAGUGAUGGCCGUCAUGCCCAGCAUCUCCUACACAGCCGACACCAGCAGCAUGACCCCCGUGGCCCCCCACUACUCAUCCAAGUUCAUGGACACCAAUCCUUCCGGCCUCGACCCCAACGCCUCUGUUUACCAGCCACUCAAAAAGUGAACGCUUGGUCCCGCCCGCCCCUCCCUCCCUCCCCUCCAUCCAUACUCUCGUCAGUUUUUAUUUCACCUGCAGGCCCACCACCUUCCAAUCUGUUUGGCAUGUCUGCGGCUGAGAACGUUGUUUUUUCUUGGGGUUUUUUGUUCUCUCCUCGCCAGGUCAGAAGGAUGUUGUAUUGUGUGACUGUAUUUGUUGUAGUUAAAACAAAAGACAAAAAAAACUUGAAAUGGACAUGUCAACUAGGAAGUCCCAGAUUUUUUUUCUCUUAAGUGUCUAGUGAAACCUCACAGAAUCGGGUAUGUACCUACAUCUCAAGGUUGUUGCUCUCCCUUCCCCCCACUGCAACCUGAUACCUGCUCUUUGGUCCUGGGGAAUAGCUUCUUUUUUUUAGGUUGAUUUUUCCCUCCUAAAAUCACGAAGACAAGAGUUCUCCAUCAUCAUCAUACAGCCUGACUUGUAUCCCGGUUUCUUUGACAGAUUGUUUUUCUCACAAGGUAGUAAGGCAACAUCUGUACAACCAGAAGAAUGUAGUGCAAAGUUGGCACAGACUCUCUCCCCUGUUAUGUUUUAUUUAUUCUUUCUUUCCACAAUCGGACACCAAAUUAAACCUGCCCUCUGCUGCUUUGGGGUUUGCUGGUAAAUAGUUUAUUUUGUGGUUCUUCUCUUUUAAGAUUCAAGUGACGAUUUCAACAAGCUGGAAAAGAUCUCAUGUUGGAAACAGAAACAGACUUUGAAAAGAAACAAACCCCAGCAGCUCUAAAUGUUGGCUCGAUGUUCUGAAAGAGUUCUUGAGUUGAAGAAGUGCAGGAAGAGAAGACUGCAAGUGCACAGCUUCUCGGUACUCUGCAUCGUCUUUCUCCAGUUGUCAUGAUCACAGUGCCUUGAGUAGAGGACAUAAACUGAGAGAUAAUGAGACAUGACCCAGCACAAAUUAGUUGUGAAGCAUCUGGCUUAAGAUGGAUGGGAUAAUAAUCUAUUGGUCUGAUUUGGUUUUCUGGCCAAUUUCCUGGAGGGUUGCUCUGUCCCUUUGUUAUAGACAUCACUGCUAACAGAUAAAGUGGUACGCACCAAAACCAAAUCCAUUUCAUUGUACUCAUGUUUGCCUGUUGUCAGUAUAUUGGCAUGAUGUUAUCUACCACAGAGUCUACUGCACACAGGUCUCUAAAGAAGCUCAUCCAUACGGCUGUUAAACCCCAACUCCCUCAGUUGAAGCCAUCGCUCCCUCUUUUCUUUUUUUGAGUUUCAACUAAAAGUUGCACUGUAGAAAACACGCUGUUUGAAAGGGAAAUUUAUAAAGAUGGAUUGUGCAAUGUACACACAGCAUCGAAAAAUGCCAACUUGAAUAUUAACAGUUAAAUAUUAUUAUUUAUUAAUCUUCCACUUCAGUUCGUGUGCCAAGACUGGAAUGCUUGUUUCUUCUAGUAAUGUGUUCAAGAAUGUACCGCAAAUACAUUGGCUGACAUUUGUUCUUUUGUCAAAUAUCCAGUUGAAUAUCACUUAAUGGAAGUAUCUGUUCAGCAGGUAGAGAACGGCGGUCACCUGCCUGUAGUAGACUGUGUAGUUAAAAGUAAGGGACUAGAAAGUCAAAAAUUUCCUUUUGUGAAUGUUACAGUAUUUGCAACUGUCGGGCAAGUGGCUGUUUUUCUUUUUAAAAGCAGCUUUCUUUACUCCUGUUUCUGUUAUUAUGGUUAUUUUCCUGCAGGGAGAAAAUCGCUUGAGUCUGAUGUGGUUUCGCUGUCAUCUGAAAUGAUCACUGUUGUGCGUGUGGUUUUCACCUACUGUAUAGGGAGAAGCCCUUUUUUUUGCUCAGAAUGCUGACAUUGGCUCCUGGGAUGGAAAAAAAAAAAGAAGUUGUGAAAAUUACAGUUUAAUCAGUUGUUGGGUCAACGGAUAUUUGACAGUUAAGAGAAGUGUUUUGGUUUGUUUUUUGUUUUCUAUGCCCACAGUCGCUGCUCUGUUUCUCCCCAGGUCUGACCUUGGCUGUGCUCUCGCUCUGUGAGGUUUGCAAGGAAUAAACUUUUUUUUUUCUUGCAAA
This is a messenger RNA of Paralichthys olivaceus (Japanese flounder), 4430 nucleotides long. NCBI's taxonomy places the organism in Eukaryota, Metazoa, Chordata, Actinopteri, Pleuronectiformes, Paralichthyidae. The record is from RefSeq and is a predicted model, not a curated record.